CACUGGACGGGGACACUGGGGACACUGGGAGGCGGCACCGGGGGCGCCCGUCCCCCCGCCCCCCAUCCCCGGGGCUGCCCCCACCCCCGUGCCUCAGUUUCCCCCCACUGAGCUCAGCCCCCCGCAGCCCGGGGCGGGGCGGGGGACGGUCCCCUCAGCCCCGCAGCCCCUCCGGGCGCCCACCGCGAUGCCGGGGGUCCCGCUGCCCCUCGUCCUGCUCCUCCUCAUCCCGGGGGGGUCGGUAGCGACAUUCCCUCGGGAUCUGCUGCCGCGCAGCACCGUGGGGCUGGCAGCCACCGCCGCCUACCCCCGCUUCGGGGGUCUCCGGGGGGACAACCUGACCGCGCAGCUCGGGCUCGGCUUCCAGCGCAUGUUGCGGCUCAACCGGACCCUCCUGCUGGCGGCGCGGGAUCACAUCUACGCCUUCGACCUGGGGCAGGACGCGGGGACACUGACCCCCCAGCGGCACCUCACCUGGGAGACACGGGACAGGGAGCACUGUGCCAUGCGGGGCCGGCUGCAGGACGAGUGUCACAACUACAUCCGUGUCCUGGUGCCCCGCGACGCCGGGACCCUCCUGGUCUGCGGCACCAACGGCUUCAGCCCCCUCUGCCGCACCUACCAGGUGAGCAGCCUGGCACAGGAGGGCGAGGAGCUGAGCGGCCAAGCCCGGUGCCCCUUCGAUGCCAAGCAGAGCGUCGUCGCCCUCUUCGUCGACGGCAGCCUGUACUCGGCCACCGUGGCUGAUUUCCAGGCCAGUGACGCGGUGAUUUACCGCAGCCUGAGCCCCGGGCGGCCCCCCCUGCGCAGCCUCAAGUACAGCUCCCGCUGGCUGCAGGAACCCCACUUUGUCCAGGCACUGCCCUACGGCCCCUACGUCUACUUCUUCUUCAGGGAGGUGGCAGUGGAGCUCAGCAGCCUGGGCAAGGUGGUGGUGGCCCGGGUGGCCCGGGUGUGCCGCAACGACGCGGGGGGCUCCCCGCGGGCGCUGGAGCGGCGCUGGACGUCCUUCCUGAAGGUGCGGCUGCUCUGCGCCCUCCCCGGGGACACCGACUUCUACUUCGACGUCCUGGAGGCCGUGACCCCCCCCCGGGCCCUGCACGGGCGCCCCGCUGUGCUCGCCCUCUUCGGCACCCAGCCCAACAGCAUCCCCGGCUCCGCUGUUUGUGCCUUCUACCUGGGGGACGUGGAGCGGGCGUUCGAGGGACCCUUCGCUGAGCCCCGCGGCGCCGCCGGCACCUGGGGCCCCGUGCCCGAGGACAGGGUGCCCCAGCCCAGGCCCGGGUGCUGUGCUGGGAUGGGACCUGCCAGUGGCUUUGUCACCUCUGGGGACUUCCCUGACGAGACGUUGGCCUUUGCCAAGGAGCACCCGCUGCUGCACGGAGCCGUGGCACCCGCCGGCGGGCGGCCCCUCGUCACCCGCACCGGCAGCCGGCUGACGCAGCUGGCAGCGGACACGGGCGCGGGGCCGCGGGGGGACCAGACCGUGCUCUUCCUGGGCACCGAGGACGGGCGGGUGCUGAAGGUCCUGGUGGCCACACGACCCCCUGGGGCCACCCGGCACCCUGGUGGCACCCCAGCACCCAGUGACAGCCGGGGUCCUGGGGACGCUGGGGACACUGGCUCCGAGACGCUGCUGCUGGAGGAGAUCAGCCUCUAUGACCCUGGGCGGUGCCGGGGGCCGCGCGGUGCCAGCCGGGUGCUGGGGCUGGAGCUGAACCCCCCGGGCCGGGAGCUCCUCGUCGCCUUCGCCGGGUGCCUGGUGCGGCUGCCCCUGAGCCGCUGCGCCCGCCACGGAGCCUGCCGCAGGAGCUGCCUGGCUGCCCGUGACCCCUACUGUGUCUGGCUGCCCCCCGGGGGCUGCGUCCCCUUCUCUGAGGACCUCCCGACCGGCUUCGAGCAAGACAUGGAGGGAUCCACUGGGAUCACUGGGACCUGCCAAGAUGCACCAGCUGCAGGGGACGGUGACAGAGACGAGGACUUGGCCCAUGGGGUGCGCCAGGCCGGGCCGGGGGCUGCGGCGAUGGUGCCGGUGCCGGUGCUGGUGGGCUGCGUCCUGGGGGCCUUCACCCUGGGGGCUCUGGCCACCGGGCUGCUGGUGGCCAUCUGCCGCCGCCCCCCCGGCCCCAAGGGACCCCCGGAGCCCCCCGCCACCCCGCGGCCCCCGGCCCAGCCGCCCGUCCCCCGCCUCUACCCCCUGCUGCCGCCCCAGGGUGGGCCCGGAGCCCUGCGGGACCCCCCGGAGCUGCCCACCCCCGAGCCCACCCCGCAGCCACCCACCAAGACACCCCGGGAACGGGGGACGGAGCCUCGGCGCCCCCAAAUCACCCAUCUCGGCACCCCGGGCUGCCCGGAGCCCCCCCGGCCCGGGACCCCCACCCAAGAUGACUCUGGAGCUGCUGCAGCGGCUGCACGGGCCGGGGGGCUCCGGGUGGCCCGUGACCCCCCCGGGCACCGGCUCCUUCACCAACCGGGUGCAGCCGGGAGCCCCGUUCUCCGGCCUCCCCCCGGCCCCCCGGGAUGGGGGUCCCCGGCGGCUGGACGUGCCCCCCGACAGCCCCCCCCCGCCCCGCCGGCCCCUGGCUCAGAGACACUCCCUGGGGGGGGCACCGGCCAGGCCCCCCGGGCUGGGGAGGGGGCUCACCCGCAUGCACUCCCUGGGGACCCCCGGGGGGCCGCCCUGGGGACCCCGGCCCGGCGCCCUGGAGCGCUCCCUCUCCGUGAAGCCCCCCGUGCUGCCCAAGCCCCUGCUGCUGCCAGCGGCCCCCGGGCGGCCCUGAGCCCUCCCCUGGGGACCCCCCCCACCCAUGGGACACCCCUGCUGGGGUGGUGGGGACACCUGAGCCAUCCCCCACCCUGGGUGGCAGGGUCAUCACUUCAGUGACUCCGUGGCAUGAAGGUCCCCGGGUCCCCAGGGUGGCUCUCACCAGGGUGACAAGGGUCCCCGUGUCCCCAGGGUGGCUCUCACCAGGGUGACAAGGGUCCCCGUGUCCCCAGGGCGGCCUCCAACGAGGUGACAAGGGUCCCCGUGUCCCCAGGGUGGCUCUCACCAGGGUGACAAGGGUCCCCGUGUCCCACAGCCACCCCAUCUCCCCACCCAGGGUGACAGGAUCCCCACAAGCCUGAGCCACCCCCAUGUCCCCACUCAGGGUGACGAGGGUCCCCGCGUCCCAGCCCAGGGUGACAAAGGUCCCGUCUCCCUGGGCUUGUUUGUUGGGUUGUUGUUUGUUUUUUUUUUAAUCCUUUCUAAUUUAUUUGCUGCUUUUGGCUGCAGUCCCGGCCCGUCCCCCCCCUUGGGGACACCAGGACACGGUGGCUCUUCAUGCAGAGCUCGGUUGGUCCUACCAUGUAGGGCCAGGGCUCAGUCCCACCAUUAAAGAUGUGGUGGCUCCUGCA
Molecule: messenger RNA, 3396 nt
Organism: Apus apus (common swift)
Lineage: Eukaryota; Metazoa; Chordata; Aves; Apodiformes; Apodidae
Gene: SEMA6C
Product: semaphorin 6C
Biological process (GO): negative regulation of axon extension involved in axon guidance; negative chemotaxis; semaphorin-plexin signaling pathway
Molecular function (GO): chemorepellent activity; semaphorin receptor binding
Source: RefSeq, a predicted model, not a curated record